AUGGCCGAGAUCCUUGGAAUAGUUGCUAACGUCGCAGCUCUUAUACAGCUUGCUCAUUAUGGUGAAAAGUUCGCAAAGGCUUUGCUCAACUUCUCGAAACAGAAUAGUUCUCCGCGGAAAGAAGUUGAUCGAUGUGCCUCCCAAGCACAAGACUUCUCGGAUUGUAUCAAUAUGACUCAUUUCACUCUCGAACGACACUUCGCAAAUUUCACCAAGUCUCCUCUUCUUCAAUAUCUUUCAUCCCAAGGGAUACUCGAUCGGAUACUGAAUCGAUCGAAAUCAAUAGAAUGGCAGCUCGAUAAAGCAACCAUACGAGUCCGAUCACUUCUUGGGGGCGGAAACGCCGUUUUCAACUUUCUCAAGUGGUGGUAUCAGAAGGACAGCAUCCUAGAUCUAUUUCCAGAGAUGAAUUCUGUAAAAAUCAGUCUUCAGCUGCUUGUGUCCGCCACUCAACUCGAGGUUCUCGACAUGGAAUGCAAAGAUUCACUCUGGGAUACUGAGAAAUUGAUUUCGAAUGAGAAACACAUUAAUCACCUGAAAAAGGUCAUUAGAGUCCACCAGCUCUCUCUACGAGAUUAUGUUACCAUUAGGAAGAAGUAUGGUGAAAACUGGGAGUGUCCCGAAGCCCAAGUUCGUCUCAUCAGAGUCGUCAGAGUCAUCUACCAGGACCAAGGAGACCUACAAAUCUUCAACGUCGGGCAAUUCCAUGCCAUCAGUAUCUUCAGCUCCUUCACGUGGAGCAAGCUCCCAAACGGAGGCACGUCAUUAUGA
This is a messenger RNA of Colletotrichum abscissum, 771 nucleotides long. RefSeq lists its product as uncharacterized. The transcript is spliced from 4 exons. NCBI's taxonomy places the organism in Eukaryota, Fungi, Ascomycota, Sordariomycetes, Glomerellales, Glomerellaceae. The record is from RefSeq and is a predicted model, not a curated record. The coding region runs from base 1 to 771 and encodes 256 amino acids.